UCCGAACGCCGGUAUUCAAGCUGUACCUCUUUUUCGUCACCCUGAACUCGAGUGUCACGUUGUUCUGAACCAAAAUCAGCCGUCCUUUCCUCAUUCCUCAGAAAAUUUCGGCUAUUUUCUAGGCCCCUGAAGUCGUGAAUCAGAAGUCUGACAAUCCUCAACAUGCCCGAACCCCGCGAGAUGACCAGCUCCAAUUGGGACGAGGAGAAUGAGCCCGCCGACGCUUCCCUGCCCAUGCCCUCGGAGAAGAUGGUGGGCAAAGACACCAAGAUCGUCACGACUUACUCGCUCAACGACGAAGACAAGCGCGUCAAGCAUGUGCGGACCUACAAAAUCGAGCGGAAACUCGUGUCCAAGGCCGUGGCUCAACGCAAGUCUUUGGCCAAGUUCGGCGAGUCCGCCGAUGAUCGACCCGGACCCGAUCCCGCCACCACUAUUGUGGCCGAGGAGAUAUCCAUGCAGUUCGUGGCCAACAAGGAAGAGUCUGAGAAGGACAACGAGGACAAAUCCGCCUUGGACGUACUCAAGGAGAAAUCCAAGGGCGUGGUCAAGUGUCGAAUUUGUAAAGAAGACCAUUGGACCACCAAUUGUCCUUACAAGGAGACGUUGGGACCCUUGCGGGAUUCGUUGGCCGGCAAGGACGUGGACAAGGAGGACGAUGCGGGUGGGUCCGGUCUGCCGGGCGGUCCGGGGGCCACCGCCUCAGCCUCCAAUGUCACCAGUGGAGGCAAAUACAUCCCACCUUCCCGUCGAGGAGGUGAAGGCGGGGCUCGAGAUCGCAUUGGCGAAUCUAUGCCUGACCGAAGGAAAAACGAAGAUACCUAUGCUAUUCGCGUGUCGAAUGUCUCCGCCAACGCCCUGGAAACGGAUCUGCAGGAGCUGUUCAAGCCUUUUGGCAACAUUGCUCGUAUCUUCUUGGCCAAGGAUAGGAAUACGGGCGAGUGCAAAGGAUUCGCCUUUAUCAACUACUACAAGAAGGAAGAUGCGGCUCGAGCCAUCUCCACGGUCAACCGCUUGGGUUACGACAAUCUCAUUUUGAACGUGGAAUGGGCCAAACCUUCGGGCACGUAAACCUCGAGGACGGCUUGUUUGUCUGAAGUUGAAUUGAAAAAUACACUGGUUUAUGAUUGUCUUGUA
Molecule: messenger RNA, 1137 nt
Organism: Tigriopus californicus
Lineage: Eukaryota; Metazoa; Arthropoda; Copepoda; Harpacticoida; Harpacticidae
Product: eukaryotic translation initiation factor 3 subunit G-like
Exons: 3
Coding region: 163-1071 (302 amino acids)
Cellular component (GO): cytoplasm; eukaryotic translation initiation factor 3 complex
Molecular function (GO): RNA binding; translation initiation factor activity
Source: RefSeq, a predicted model, not a curated record